This is a messenger RNA of Nicotiana tabacum (common tobacco), 905 nucleotides long. RefSeq lists its product as uncharacterized. NCBI's taxonomy places the organism in Eukaryota, Viridiplantae, Streptophyta, Magnoliopsida, Solanales, Solanaceae. The record is from RefSeq and is a predicted model, not a curated record.
AUGGUAUUUCAACCUCGUGACAUUCCCCUACAUUACUCCUUAUUGCUAUUUUCUUACAUCUCAUUGCAGUUUUUGGAAAAUUGUAACUCUUAACAAUUUUCGAGAACUUGUAAACCACUAUGGUUUAUGUGUCUAACUCUACGGAAUUUGUAUGCUAAAAGAAACAUGGGUUGUAGCGGAUCGUCUCACGCCAAGCCAAACAGAAUUGUGAAAAAGAUAAUAAGAAAGCCAAAACCAUGGAAGCAUCCACAGCCAAUAACAAGAAGUCAGUUGAUGCAGCUAAGGGAAGAGUUUUGGGACACUGCUCCUCACUAUGGUGGUAAGAAAGAAAUCUGGGAUGCGCUUCGUGCUGCGGCAGAAGCUGAUCUGGACCUAGCUCAAGCAAUUGUGGACAGUGGUGGGAUCAUUGUCCACAACACUGACAUGACCGUCUGCUACGAUGAAACAGGUACCAAAUAUGAACUACCGAAGUACGUUUUGAGCGAGCCAACGAACAUGAUAAGAUAUGAUUGAGAAGAUGAAUAGUAGUUGAAGCUGGUGCAUAUGUUGUAAUGUCCGUUUUUUCAGUCUUGAGUUUGGUUCUGUCAUUUUCUUCUACCAUCAACUAUAACGUAAUUCCACAUUUGUCGCUACCACAUAACCCCUUUUUAAGUUUAAAGUGGCGAAACUGAAAGCACCAAUUCCUUUUUUCGUUCAUAGUCGGAAAAUUUGCUAGGAAUAUUAGGAGUUGGGAUUCACGUACUGGUAGUAUUUGGUUCACAUUUACUGGAACAGUGAAUAAUUGUGAGUAAUUGGAUGCCAAUUCCCAUAUUGAAAUAAGUGUACAAGGUAACAUUUUCAAACUUUAGGUUAUGUAGUGCUUUGGUACAUGUUAUGCAAAGGAAGAUAUGGUUUGAGGACUUGAA